GGGGGUAUGAUGGAACAGCCAAGGGAAGAGCAGCGAUCAUAUGUUCGCUAGCAGUAGCAGCGGGAAGGGUCGCAGUGCGCGCUUGUAACACCAGUUGCAAAAAGUCUGCAGUCCGCUGUAGUAGCGUUGUCGAUAGCAUAGUCCCGAGCUGCUGACACAUUCGAGCGGUGUGUUUGAAGAAUUACCAUGAAGUGGACGGUCGCCUUUGCUGCCUGCCUCGCAAUUGUUUCAGCGCAAAAUUCAACACUACCAGACUCUCAUCAAAGCAUGACUUCCCACUCUGAGACUACAGCAGCCGGCAAUACCACGCCAACGGCUUCACCAAAGACUACCACUACACCAGCGCCACCAGCACCUCCAGCACCUAAGGAGGCCACUUUCAAUAGCUACAAUGUGACUGUGCCAGGCACCAACAACACCUGCAUCCUGGUCAAGGCAGCCAUCCAGCUCAGGGUUGCCUACGUCGCAACUGACGAGCAGGUGAUGGAAGCUGUGCUGGCCCUGGAUAACGAGACGGUGGUCGACCGCGAGCGCAGCAGCUGCAGCUCUCCUCUUGGCGAGCAGUCCCUUGUGCUGCGCUUUGGCAACAACAGCCUCUCCUUGGUGUUUGCCAAGAAUGGCACGGUCUACCUGCACGAAGUUGCCGUCGACUACUACACCAGCCCGGCCCUCUUCCCACAUGCUGCAAAGCCUGCGGAGCAUGUCACCGUGAAGAACAACACGCUGGUGCUGUACAGUGUUCCCGAGGAUCGUUCCUACCACUGCAAUGUGAAACAGCCUGUCUACAUGGGCGCAAAUGUCACCCUGGAUGUGCUCAGCGUUCAGCUGCAGGCUUUCAUGAACACUACUGCGGAGACAACAGGAAAGUUUGGUGACGCUGUGGAAUGCUUGGCAGGCGACAUCAGCAACAUCGUGCCCAUUGCGGUUGGCUCUGCACUGGCAGCCCUGGUGAUAAUUGUGCUCAUCGCCUACCUCAUUGGCCGCAGCAAGAGCCGGCAGAAGGGAUACCAGUCCGUUUAGGAGUUUCCUCUCAAAUGCCCUUCCUGGCACUUUCUUUUCGUUUUCACUUCUGUUGCUCUGGACACUCACUGAAAAUGGAGAUGCUCUUCCUUGUUUCACAGAGGCCCCUUUCUGCUUUCCCGCUCCUUCCCUGUUAUUUGUAAUGAGGCAUGCAAUAGUGUGUAUUUUGUGACAGUGGAACAUUGGUGCCCAGCUGAAUUGCACCCACAGUUGGCACCUGCGGCAUGAGACACUUAUCGGCAUUGAAGAGAGGCCGCAUGUGUGCAGUUGAUCUGUGCGGCUAGAUAUUUUUUUCAGUUGAUGUACACGUGUUUCUCUCUGGAUUUGCAGAGUGUACAUAUAGGGAAGGAGCCGCAAGCGUUGGUUCCUAUGUGUAGUUGAUUAAUUUCCUAGGUUUUUAACUGAGGGGAGGGAAAAACAUUGCUCCCGACUGGCGGCUGCUGUAGUAUGCCACAAUUGAUGUGAUGAAGUGAUAUCCUCUCCGGCAGAAGUACUUCUUGGGUGUUUGAGUGUUUUUACUGAGAGUUAAUAAACAACUACUUUCUA
Dermacentor andersoni is the source of this 1566-nucleotide messenger RNA. It is a transcript of the gene Lamp1, whose product is annotated as lysosome-associated membrane glycoprotein 1. Gene Ontology annotation, cellular component: plasma membrane; lysosomal membrane; late endosome membrane. Gene Ontology annotation, biological process: establishment of protein localization to organelle. The record is from RefSeq and is a predicted model, not a curated record. Lineage: Eukaryota; Metazoa; Arthropoda; Arachnida; Ixodida; Ixodidae.